AUUCCUUGCACUUUAUCCUGAUCCUCUCUCUCCAAGGGGAGUGAAGUGGGCUCGGUCUGCCAGGACAAGCCCCCUCUAGCCCAGCCACCAAUAGCAAUCAGGGAAGCCGAGGGAAGGUGCUAAAAUCUGGCAAAACGUGAAUGGGAAAUAGGAGCACAGUUUGUAUCUGCUGAGACUGGGGAGAGAAGAAGCUGCACAUCCAGGUCACCAAGAAGAAGAGGAGAUCCCACUACAUCGACUGCAAGUGGCAAGGUCCCGCCAAACAGACAGGAGCAAGGAUCUGACAAUACAGACAGACAGGAAAGUCUCCAUUUCUGCAUUUGGGAAGAAUCCCAACCACGGAAGGAGAAAGUCCCCAGAAAGCAGAAAGUGUCAGCUGCGCGUGCAAGUCACCCAGAAAGGAGAGAGAGAGAGAGAGAGAGAGAGAGAGAAAAGAGGGGAAGCAAAAUCAGACCCCCAGUAACCAGUAAGGAAGCAGCACAGCCAGGUCACUGCAAGGGGCAAAGUGAUUCCUUCAGAGGAGAGAAUCCCCGUAUAGAGAGGCUGUGUACUCAGGUCACCAGUGAGAAACGGGCAAUAGAGAGACCCCCAUUAUACAGAGAGACACUCAUAAAAGCCUGGAGCUCACAAAGCUGUCACCAAAGAAUCCCAGCACAAGACAAACCAGAAAGCAGUGGGGGAUUCUCCUUCGCCUAAUGAAGGUUUAGUUUGUGACCCAUACACAGCACUGCAUUGUAUAUCUGACUUUGGCAUCCAUCACCCGAUUCUGCCCAAAUCGCUGGCACUCUAUCAAUGGUCACUGUGACAGACUGCGACUCUGGUGCCUUCUGAGGGCUGUUCUAGUUGUUUGUGCCCAACUUUGGGAAGAUUUUCUUAGGCUUCAUUUGACUCCCAGUAGCUUAUAUGAGUGCAGCCUUUCAGCCCCCUCUCAUGAUGAUGCAGCGUCCCCUGGGCAGCAGUACAGCCUUUAGUAUAGACUCACUGAUAGGGAACCCACCACAGCCCAGCCCUGGACAUUUUGUAUACACUGGAUACCCCAUGUUCAUGCCUUACCGGCCUGUGGUCUUGCCCCCUCCACCACCCCCUCCUCCAUCUCUGUCUCAAGCCACUCUGCAGUCAACUCUCCCUUCAGCGCACCACCACCACCAGAUUCCCAGCUUGCCCGGUGGAUUCUGUUCUAGCCUUGCCCAGGGCAUGGCACUCACCUCUACUCUCAUGGCUACUCUGCCAGGGGGAUUCUCAGCCUCCACCCAGCACCAGGAGGCAGCCAGAAAGUUUGGAGCCCAAAGUCUCCAUGGGGCCUUCGAAAAAAGUGAUGGGAGUCAGUCAGAGGGAGAAGAAGGAAACAAGACCUACAUAACCAAAGAGGGCACCUUGCUGCCUUUCUCUGCUUCUGAAGCUUCUCUAGGUCCAGUCCGUGGGCAGGGGAAAGAGGAGUCUGGGAAGGAAGCAGAAGGAAAGGGCAAGGAGGAUUCCUACCUGAUGGACAGUGACCUGGACUACAGUUCAGAUGACAAUAUCUCCUGCCAAACUGCCCACAAAGAGGAGGACACCCCAGAGGAAAGCCCCCAAAACUCAAACACUUCUAAUAACAGCAACACCAGCUCCACAGGGAAGAACCGGCGGAGGAGAACUGCCUUCACCAGUGAACAACUGCUGGAGCUAGAGAAAGAGUUCCACUGCAAGAAGUACCUGUCCCUGACAGAGAGAUCCCAGAUCGCACAUGCGCUCAAACUCAGCGAGGUCCAGGUCAAAAUAUGGUUCCAGAACCGCAGAGCCAAGUGGAAGAGGGUCAAGGCUGGCAAUGCGAACUCCAAAACUGGGGAACCCUCUAGAAACCCCAAAAUUGUUGUGCCCAUCCCAGUCCAUGUCAGUAGGUUUGCCAUACGGAGCCAACACCAGCAGCUGGAGCAAGCAAGACCUUGAAAUGGUCAAUGAACAACAGAAAUCCAUUUUGUGGCCCUCCAGUUGUUAAUCUACAUCUACCACACAAUUAGAGGGUGGUGGAAUUUGUAGCUUUACAACAGUAAUAGGGCCAUAAUAUGGUCAUCCCUGGACAAUAAACAGAUUAGCCAUGGGUCAGACAAUGGAGGUUGUUGGAUGCCAAUAACCAAUUCCCUACUAGACUUUCCAGAAUGACCCCAGUCCUGGUUAUGUUAAGAAGAAGGGGUGAUGUUUGCACUUGGGGAGGCAAAAAGGUUAAUUCUUCAGGAACUUAAUUUUAAGUGGUGGCAGGCAGAACCCCUCAUAGCCAUCUUAAUUCUAAUAUUGUGGACUUGAUACGGACAAAAGUCUAGUAAAACCCAAAACUGACCACAGAGUUGUGUUGCCUGCUAUGAAAAGUGCUGUGGGAGCAAAGUUAAUUCCAUAAGAUGGGGGGUACAUUCGGAAAAGAUGAUAACAUCACCCCUUGGGGUACAAUACCCUUGAACAAACUGAACUUGUUUUUCUAAACUCUCCCAGAGCCUCAGAUUAUGUUGUGGUUAAUUUAUUCUGUGUUGCUUAUUUCUUAUAUGUUAUAAAACUUAAAAAAACUCAGUCUUGUGAAAUCUAAUCAUGUCUCUAAUAAAUAAUUCCUUGCGGCCA
Molecule: messenger RNA, 2586 nt
Organism: Xenopus laevis (African clawed frog)
Lineage: Eukaryota; Metazoa; Chordata; Amphibia; Anura; Pipidae
Gene: gbx2.L
Product: gastrulation brain homeobox 2, gene 1 L homeolog
Exons: 2
Coding region: 904-1926 (340 amino acids)
Biological process (GO): regulation of transcription by RNA polymerase II; regulation of nervous system development; regulation of DNA-templated transcription
Cellular component (GO): nucleus
Molecular function (GO): RNA polymerase II transcription regulatory region sequence-specific DNA binding; DNA binding; DNA-binding transcription factor activity, RNA polymerase II-specific
Source: RefSeq, a predicted model, not a curated record